This is a messenger RNA of Topomyia yanbarensis, 2042 nucleotides long. Its product is annotated as peptidyl-prolyl cis-trans isomerase FKBP8. NCBI's taxonomy places the organism in Eukaryota, Metazoa, Arthropoda, Insecta, Diptera, Culicidae. The transcript has 6 exons. Bases 208 to 1353 code for a protein of 381 amino acids. Gene Ontology annotation, molecular function: protein binding; peptidyl-prolyl cis-trans isomerase activity. The record is from RefSeq and is a predicted model, not a curated record.
ACAUUGACGAUCGUUCUCGCUCUGCAAGGCAACAUCACAAAGUGGCUCGUCGGACUGCCAGUGCAUAAAACAUAAUAUAAAUUUCGUUAAUUUAUUUUUGUUUUCAUUUUUACGCAUCCGGAAGAUUUUCAAUUGAGAAGCAGCUGGAUAAUUUGAACAAUUUUUGGUUCAUUGUGUUAAAACAGCGACCAUUCACAUAAAGCAACAAUGGAUGCAGAAAAAUCCAGCAGCAGCUCAUUCGAGGAUCUUUCCAACCUUAACGAACAGGAACGAGCAGAGAUGAACUCAUCUGCAGAACCAGAGCAGUCGAGUGAAAAAAAGGAUGAUUGCAUGGAUAUAUUGGGGAACGGAACACUUCUGAAAAAGGUGUUGAAAGAGGGGCAAGGCGAGCGCCCGGAAAGUCGUGAUAUUGCUAUCAUUAACUAUACUGGACGAUUGGAGGAUGGGACAUUGGUGGAGGAAGAGAAGAAUUGUGUCGUUCAAAUCGACGAUGUGGAAGUAGUGCAAGGACUGGACAUGGCGAUCAAGCUUAUGAAUGUCGGAGAACAUGCGGAAGUAAUAGUUAAUGCAAGGUUCGCUUAUGGUGCGCAAGGAUUCAAAAACGAAGAAAUGCCAGAACGAAGCAUUCCACCGAAUGCAACGGUGAUUUACAAUGUCGAAUUGGUAUCGGCCAAAGAGGAAAGUGACCUCGAGGAUAAAUCCUAUACAGCAAAAAAAGAAGUUGGAAACAAGAAGCGAUUGCGGGGAAAUUUUUGGAUGAAAAGACAGGAAUACAAUUUGGCAAUUCAGAGCUAUCGUCGAGCACUAGAAUAUCUUGAUGGGAGUGAGGGAGGUAUCACCAAACCUACGGCUACCGGCGAAGCGGAGCCCUCGAAUGCAGAACUACAGGAUUUGCUAGAGGACCGAAUGAAGGUGUACAACAAUUUGGCCCUAGCUCAGCUCAAAAUUGGUGCGUAUGAAGCUGCACUCAAAUCGGUGGAGCAUGUGCUGCAGUGCCAGCCAAAUAAUGCGAAAGCACUGUUUCGUAAAGGAAAGAUUCUUGAUGCUAAAGGAGACACGAAAGGAGCUAUUUCAUUCUUGCAAAGAGCGGCCACAAUCGAUGAGGAUGAUAAACUAAUUCAAUCGGAGCUCUCAAAGCUAAUCCUCAAAUCAAAACGAGAGGCCCGAAACGAAAAAGAUCUGUACCAGAAAAUGCUUGGACACGCUCAAAAGCUAGAGCAAAAAUCAAAGGCAGCUCCCGCGACCCCGAAUCGCGAGGCAUCCAAGUUCAAACUAUGGGGCUAUCUGAUGGGAUCCAUUUUAAUUGGUGUCGCCGGUGUGGCCAUCUACCGGUACAACAAUAAGUACUUUUAAAGGGAGCGGUAUAUAUGCAACAACUAGCAAAAAGAACCUCUAUAGCAGUGUGAGCAAGACGAGCAAAAAUGUAAAAAGAGCUGUGCAAGAGUUCUUAAACUUAAAAACAAAGAAGUUCACGUACGGAAACGAUCACGUUAAUUUAACCACCAAAAAAUACAAAAAUUUGCGCAUGUACAUUUUUACGCAAGCAUCUGAGCAUGUCAUACUUGAAAAAGUUGAUAUCCAAUAGCUUGUCCAGGGAAGAAAUCCAAUGAUUUUUGAGUGUAGGACGUAGUAGUACAAGUAUCUUAUGCGAGCUUCCGUUCAGAUAUUUGAUACGAAAAAUAACGAAAGACAGCUUUUGUAGAUCAGUAGAUACAAAUAGUACUUCUAUGAGUGGCAGGUAGUGGCUUAGAGGUAUAGGGAUACUCACAUUGAAGACGAAGAAGAAAACGACGUAAUAAUCAUGCAUUUUUAUUUUAUACGAAAUGAACCGGAUGUUGCUUACAUUUCACUGUAAUCUAUUUUCUUAUCAAACGAAAUCUGUUAUCUAACCGUUUUAUCGAUAAAUCCUUACAAUAAUAUAAUUGUUUUGGCUGUGCGUCGUUCUUUGUCAUUCCAGCAAAUCAAGGUGUAUGCAUAAGAGUAAUGACUGUGUAGAUUUUCUUUCCGAUUAAAUAAUAAAUCCAAAUGUGUGCUAAUGUAAA